Dendrobium catenatum is the source of this 2284-nucleotide messenger RNA. RefSeq lists its product as uncharacterized. The transcript has 3 exons. The coding region runs from base 704 to 2038 and encodes 444 amino acids. NCBI's taxonomy places the organism in Eukaryota, Viridiplantae, Streptophyta, Magnoliopsida, Asparagales, Orchidaceae. The record is from RefSeq and is a predicted model, not a curated record.
AGAAAUGAACUCAAAAAGUAAGCACCACUUGGAAUUCAGUGAUGAAAAACCAGACCAACAAUCCAAUAUACGAACAAAAUACGCACUCAACUCUCCUUAGUCUAUUGGUUGUGAACUUAGGCUUAUAAAUAAGAGGUUCAAGAUUCGAGUCUAUGUGUAUGCGUUGUGUGUGUGAGUUUGCCUUAAAUGACCUAAAUGUCAAAAAAAAAAAAAAACGCUAAAUUAAAAUUAUUAUAGUCAUAUUGAUUAGAUAACAGGGCAUUAUGGGAAUCCACUCUUAUGAGUAUCGCAACCGGCCAACGGCUAGAACAAUAAACAUUAAUUUUCUUUUGCUGGAUAGAAUAAACAAGUUAAUUGGUAGCUGUGUAGAAACAAGGUGUGCAUGCAGAAAGCAACAAUUCAAACGUUCAAAACUCUAAAAUAAAGCGGUAUAAAAAGAAUGGAAGGUAGGUAGGUGUGCAAAUAAAAGAAACCCUAAAACAAAUGUAAAUUAAAGCGUGCAACCACGUUCUCAAGGAGAAAGAGCUAGCAGUAGAUCCAUCAGCAUCAGGGAGGGACCCCCCAACGCCUACUUGCUUUGUGCUCCCCAUCUAGCUCCAAUUCUCAUAGAGAAGAAGCAAAGCCAGCUUCAAUUCCAGUUGAAGAGAGAGAGAGAUAUCGAGAGAGAGAGAGAAAAAGGGCCGGGAGGCGUACCUAAUAAUUGAUGAAGGUAGACAAUCACAUAGCAUCAUCAGCUUCUUCGAUGAGGAAGCUGUGCCCCAACCUCGACCGUGAAGAUGGCCUCGACACAGUGCUCGAGGUGCCCAUUCCUGAGGAGAUGUUUGUUGGCGGUGUCAGCGGCCGGAAUAGCAGCAGCAAACACUUGGGCACUCGCUGCACCAACGUCAUGGCGUGGAUGCGCUCCCAAGUAGACCACCGCUCCGCCUCCUCCGUGCUUGGCCGCAACGCAGAGCUCCAGCUUAUGCUGGGCGUUGUAGGCGCGCCUCUCGUCCCAAUCCCCAUGCCCUCUACGUCCCACCACUCCAACCUCAGCUGUGGCAUCAAGGAAGACCCCAUUGAGGCAUCAAUGGCAAAGUACAUCGUGCAGCAGUACAUUGCAGCUGCUGGAGGAGAGAAGGCGCUGAAUGCUAUAAGCAGCAUGUAUGCGAUGGGCAAGGUGAGGAUGGCCGCAACCGAGCUUCGGCCAGGCGCUGGUGGCAUGAAUAGCAAUGGUGGCGGCAAGAAAGCUGGAAAGGGGGCAGGUGGGGGCUGCAAUGGAGAGAUGGGGGGUUUUGUUCUAUGGCAGAAGCGGCCGGACCUAUGGUGCCUGGAGCUGGUGGUCUCUGGCUGCAAGAUCAGUGCCGGCAGCAACGGCAAGAUUGCCUGGAGGCAAACACCAUGGCAGCAGUCUCAUGCCUCAAGGGGACCGCCAAGACCCCUUCGCCGAUCCCUUCAGGGCAUGGAUCCAAAAUCUACCGCCAACCUCUUCACCAGCGCCGUGUGCAUCGGAGAGAAAACAAUCAACAACCACGAUUGCUUCGUUCUCCGCCUCGACGCCGAAGCCUCCACCCUCCGAUCUCGCAGCAGCAGCAGCGUGGAAAUCAUCCGCCACACCCUAUGGGGUUAUUUCAGCCAACGCACCGCCCUUCUCGUUCAUCUGGAAGACUCCCAUCUCCUCCGCAUCAAAACCCCCAAUCAAGAAAGCGUCUACUGGGAAACGACGAUGGAAUCCUCCAUCAACGAUUACCGGCCGGUCGACGGCGUCCAGAUCGCGCACGCCGGUCGGACGAGCGUUUCUCUGUUUCGAUUUGGUGAGACGGAGGAAGGAAACACGAGGACGAGGAUGGAGGAGACGUGGACGGUCGAGGAGGUGGACUUCAACAUUUGGGGGCUUUCGAUGGACUGCUUCCUUCCGCCUGGAGAUAUCAAGGAAGAAAAAGAAGGCAUCGAUGAGGCGCAUGCGAGAAUGACCGGCGGUCGGACGGCGCCGGCUGGCGGCAAUUUAAGGAUCGGGGCUUCGCAGAUUGCUGCGGUGAACAUAGAUGAGACAAUGGAGUAAAUAUUUGGUAAUAGUAAAUUUGGCACUUGAAGAAGAAGAAGAUUAUAGAGAAAGCGAGGAUGAAUACAACAUCAGCUUUUUCUCUCUUCAUUAAAAAAAUACCUUUACUGAUAUUAUGAACCAUAUAAUUAAGGUAUGCUUAUUGAGAUGGGUUUUAGUAAAAGUUGCAUUUGUAAAAAAUUUUGUAUUGAUGCGGACAUAAAAUAUUGUAUUUAUUUAUAUAUGGUUGGUUGGAAACUCAGAGUG